AACCAGUGAUGGUAAAGAUCUAUUAGCAGCGCUACUAAACUAUUGACCAGCUAGCCAGUCCUAAUCGCCAUGAAGUUCGUAGUCUUUAUUUCCACCUUCGUACUGGCCACAUUUUCGUACGUAAGAGCUAACAAUAAUGCAGUAACCUACGUUGCCACACCACUGCUACGCACUUAUCCCUAUGUUUAUAGCGCGCACAGUUCGUCCCUCGUCACACCCACUCAGCAGCAAUAUCACACCCAGGAUGGCUUAGGACAGUACGCGUAUGGUUAUUCAGAGCCUCAUUCUACAAAGCAGGAGAUACGCUCAGUAGACGGGAUCACACGUGGCUCAUAUAGCUAUCGGGACGCUGCGGGAAAAUUACAAACUAUAGACUACACCGCAGACGAUAACGGUUUUCGUGUCGCCGCUACGAAUCUGCCUAUCGCCGUAGCCGAUGACCAAUCACUUCAGCCGCCCUUUCGUGGGAGGGCAACGUCAGGCGGAGUUGCCAUUACCGCCGGCGUUGGAGCAGCCAGUGACGUUAACUUUGCAGGUCAUAAGGAGGCUUUAUUGCGCCUGGCAGCGGGGGGUAUCAUUAGCGGCGAAUCCAUUACAACCGGCUCAGAUACUCGGUCUGUACAAUUGUCUCAGCCCAUGGAUGAUACAGUUGCCGUGGCCGCUGCAAAGGAGCCUCAACUACACCCGCAUGAUCCAGAGAAACAACUGAACGAAAUCAUUCAACAUAGACGUGUUCUUACACCGACAAUUGUCCCAGGCCAAGCCACUAUUCGAACAUCUGUCAUUCCAAGUAUUUACAAUUACGGUUAUCCGUGGAGGUACUUUUACUAUUAGAAAUAUUUUUAAAGUAAAUACAUGCGUAAUAUACCAACAAUAUGAAUGUAUAAAAAAUAUUCAGUAUUUUUGUAAUU
Messenger RNA from Bactrocera oleae (olive fruit fly), 911 nucleotides. RefSeq names its product adult-specific rigid cuticular protein 15.5. Gene Ontology annotation, cellular component: chitin-based extracellular matrix. Gene Ontology annotation, molecular function: structural constituent of chitin-based larval cuticle. The record is from RefSeq and is a predicted model, not a curated record. Lineage: Eukaryota; Metazoa; Arthropoda; Insecta; Diptera; Tephritidae.